Molecule: messenger RNA, 534 nt
Organism: Tricharina praecox
Lineage: Eukaryota; Fungi; Ascomycota; Pezizomycetes; Pezizales; Pyronemataceae
Exons: 2
Coding region: 1-534 (177 amino acids)
Source: RefSeq, a predicted model, not a curated record
AUGUUCCCCGGCUUCCUAUUCAUAGCCGUGCGCAUCUUCGAGAUCAUCUCGCUGAUCCCAAUCUGGGGUAUGCUCGCGUGGUUCGUCGACUUGUACCAGCCCGCCACGCCGCCAGACUACAUCCUCUACCCGUUCAUCGUCGCCCUCCUCGCCACAAUCUGGGCAAUAAUCACGCUGUUAAUGUACCGACGGAUGGGGUGGACGCCGAUCUACAUAGCGAUCGUAGACCUCUGCUGGUUCGGGAUCCUUAUUGGGGGGGUAGUGGUGUUGGCGCCGUGGGUGCGGCGCACGGACUGCGUGCAGUGGCAGGGCCAGAGCGCCGUUCUCAACGCCGCCGGCAUGAGUGUCACCUCGGGCGACGUCACCGUCGCGAAACAGUGCAUGAUGCUCAAGAGCUCGUGGGGACUCGCGAUACUCAAUAUCAUACUGUUCUUUGCCUCCGCCGUGCUGGCUUGGGAGGUCUGGCAUCGGACUGGUGUCGUCGUGGUUAGGCCGAGGAGGAGCAGGAGUAGUAGGAGGAAUAAUGGCUGGUAG